Molecule: messenger RNA, 2068 nt
Organism: Glycine soja
Lineage: Eukaryota; Viridiplantae; Streptophyta; Magnoliopsida; Fabales; Fabaceae
Product: inosine-5'-monophosphate dehydrogenase-like
Exons: 4
Coding region: 192-1700 (502 amino acids)
Biological process (GO): GTP biosynthetic process
Cellular component (GO): cytoplasm
Molecular function (GO): IMP dehydrogenase activity
Source: RefSeq, a predicted model, not a curated record
AUCCCUCUGACUAAUUCAGCACUGCUGCGUUUCCCAUUUUUUUUUUUCUAGAACAGUAAAUUUCAAGUAAACCAAAAAACCAUAAAUAGUAGUAUUAAUUACCAAUAUUGUCUUUUUCUUUUUAUUUUUUUUAAAUACUCUGAAACCGCGAAACCCUAGCUGAACCCUCUUUCCCUUCUCCGGCCACCGCAAUGGACUUCACUACGCCGCCGAUCGAGGACGGUUUCACCGCCGAGAAGCUCUUCACGCAGGGCUUCUCCUACACCUACGAUGACGUCAUCUUCCUCCCCCACUACAUCGACUUCGCCGCCGACGCCGUGGACCUCUCCACGCGCCUCACGCGCCGUCUCCCCCUCGCCGUGCCGUUUGUGGCCUCUCCUAUGGACACCGUGUCGGAGUCCGCCAUGGCCGCCGCCAUGGCCUCGCUCGGCGGCAUCGCCGUCGUCCACUCCAACGUCCCCGCCGCCGUCCAGGCGGCCAUCCUCCGCAGAGCGAAGUCCCGCCGCGUCCCCAUCCUCUCCGACCCCGCCUUCGCCGCUCCCUACGCCGUGGUCGAGCACGACGACGCCUUCGGGGCCUCCCCCUUCCUACUCGUCACCGACACUGGCACCUCCGCCGGGAAACUCCUCGGCUAUGUCGCGAGGAGCGACUGGACGAAUCAAACCGACAAGGGCUUGAGAGUUGGGGACUACAUGGCGCCACCUCCCAAGCCGGCGCCAUGGAACGCCGACCUAAAUAAAAUUAAUGAAAUUAUGGAGAGUGAGAAAAGUGGUGCUGUGGCUUUGGAGAGGGAUGGUGAGGUGGUUGAUUUGGUGGUGAGGGAGGAGGUGGAGAGGGUUAGGGGAUACCCAAAGCUGGUGGCGCCGGCUACAGUGGGGGCGGACGGGGAGUUUAUGGUGGGGGCUGCGGUGGGGACGAGGGAGGACGAUAAGGAGAGGUUGGAGCAUUUGGUGAAGGCUGGGUUGAAUGUUGUGGUGUUGGAUAGUUCUCAAGGGAACUCAAUUUAUCAGUUGGAGAUGGUGAAGUAUGUGAAGAGGGUGUACCCUGAGCUUGAUGUGAUUGGGGGGAAUGUUGUGACUAUGUACCAGGCUGAGAAUCUGAUUCAGGCUGGGGUUGAUGGGUUGAGGGUUGGAAUGGGGUCUGGGUCCAUUUGUACUACUCAGGAGGUUUGUGCUGUGGGCCGUGGUCAGGCAACUGCUGUUUACAAGGUCUCAUCCAUUGCUUAUAAAAGUGGUGUUCCUGUGAUUGCUGAUGGUGGCAUCUCGAACUCUGGUCAUAUUGUUAAGGCUUUGUCAUUGGGAGCGUCAACUGUUAUGAUGGGAAGCUUCUUGGCUGGUAGCCUUGAGGCUCCUGGGGCUUAUGUAUAUCAGAAUGGUCAACGUGUCAAAAAGUAUAGAGGAAUGGGUUCCCUAGAAGCUAUGACUAAAGGGAGUGAUGCAAGGUACUUGGGUGAUACAGCAAAGCUAAAAAUUGCUCAGGGGGUUGUUGGAGCUGUUAAAGAUAAGGGUUCUGUCUUGAAUUUCAUACCAUACACCUUGCAAGCAGUCAGGCAAGGGUUUCAGGAUAUCGGUGCCUCCUCUCUACAGUCUGCUCAUGACCUUCUAAGAUCCAGGGAGUUAAGACUGGAGGUCCGGAGUGGAGCAGCACAGGUUGAAGGUGGAGUUCAUGGGCUGGUUUCUUAUGAAAAGAAAUACUUUUGAAGUAUGAAACCAUCCAAAAUCAUAAGCGGUGCUAUAAUCCCUUGCUGCAGUUCAGCAUAAAAGAAGGGAACACACUGUUAUUGGUUAGUGGCAACUUGUUGCUACUCUGUCAAGCGAAUUGAAGUUUAUACCAAUAGAACAUCGUGGGAAUUUUCUUCCCUGAGGUUCUGAAGGAAGAACACUGAUUUCGUGGUUUUUUUUUGUUUUUUUUCAUCUCCAUUAGACUUUGUCAAAUGUGUCAUAGACUUUCCUAAAUAUAUUUUGCAUGUUUUCUGUCCUGUUAAGUAAAUGUUACUGUCAUAGUACUGCAAAAAUUUCCUCCUAUCUUAUGAAAAUAAGACUUCAUAAAAAAAAAUUAUGGUACUUGA